Eremothecium cymbalariae DBVPG#7215 is the source of this 957-nucleotide messenger RNA. RefSeq names its product Bub3p (gene BUB3). The record is from RefSeq and is a predicted model, not a curated record. Gene Ontology annotation, biological process: mitotic spindle assembly checkpoint signaling. Bases 1 to 957 code for a protein of 318 amino acids. Gene Ontology annotation, cellular component: kinetochore; mitotic checkpoint complex; bub1-bub3 complex. Gene Ontology annotation, molecular function: ubiquitin binding. The transcript has a single exon. Lineage: Eukaryota; Fungi; Ascomycota; Saccharomycetes; Saccharomycetales; Saccharomycetaceae.
AUGAGCUAUAUUAAAUUGAACGAUAUAAGUAAGGACUACCUUAGUGGAAUGUGUUUGGUUGGAGAUGAGCUGAGCCAGUUAAUUGUGACGAGUUGGGACGGGACGGUUUCUUUAUAUGAUUGGGAACAAAACAGUUUACUCGGAAGGCUGCGCCACGAAUAUGCGUUAACCAGUGUGGCGAUGUGCCAAGGGUUUAGCAAGUGUUAUGUGGGAAGUGUGCAAGGAGAGAUAUUGGAGGUGGAUUGGGAGUCGGAAAAACUGGUUCCGGUUUCCAGCGUGUCAUGCGAGUUAGGUAUUGCGGCUAUGGGUAGCUACGGGCAUUAUCUGACUGUGGGAUCGUGGGAUAGCAGUUUUAUAGUUCUUGAUACACGAAGGAAUUCCGUUAUAGUGCAUCAGAAUCUGUCGGGGAAAGUUUUGUCUUUAGAUUGUUCGGAAAACAAGGUUGCGGUGCUGACCACUGCGGGGAUCUUUGUGUAUCAUACGAAUGAAAUUGGCAGUUUGCCAGUACGAAAAGAUUCAGGGUUGAAAUACCAGUCAAGAUGUAUAAGACUGAUCCCUAAAGAUUUGGGAUAUGUUCAAAGUUCGGUGGAUGGGCGCGUGGCGGUUGAGUUUUUUGAUGAUAAUGAAAGCAAGUUUGCCUUUAGGUGCCAUAGGUUAAAUUUGAAGGAUAUGCAGUUAGUUUCUCCUGUCAAUUGCAUGUGCUUCAAUCCUACUACAUCUAUGUUGUAUACAGGUGGUUCUGAUGGUAAGAUUUUUGUGUGGAAUCUAGUUACGAGAAAGAAGUCUGAAGAACUAGCGAAGCUGGAUGAUAGUAUAGUCGCCAUGUGCUGCAACAAGAAGGUGCUAGCUGUUGCAGUUAGUGACGACUCCUUUAAAACUUCCGCUGCAGUAGAAGAUAUAGGUUUGCAGAGUAGUAAAGUUUGCCUCAAAAUAUUAGGCAACGCUUCCACUCCGUAG